AUGGCAACAUCCAUCGGCGCCUGGCACUUUUCGCCACUGCUUACAGCGUUCCCGGCAGGUGUCCUACCAAACGUUGGCUUUUGGAAGGCGACCAACGGAUCAUGGGAAUACCAAAUCCAGCUGGCAUGGCCAUUGAACUGGACGUCGCAGCAAGAGAGCACGACUGUCGAGACGAUGUACGUGCUCGAUGGAAAUGCGCUGGGCUUGACCGCUGCGGAGGGUGUUCGCCGUCGGAGGCCUGUCGAGUUCAAUAUGCCUGACAGUAUCAUUGUCAGUAUCGGAUAUCCUGAGACCAUCUCAGAUUCGCCCUACAGUGGACAGCGAAGCUCAGAUUUCCAACCACCAGUUUGCGAUAGUUGCACGCUUCCGGCCACUCCAGGUGUGCCGUCCAACGCCGACAAUUUCAUCCAUUUCAUCGACUCGGCUCUACGCCCCUGGGUACACAAUAACGCGUUUCCAAACGCUGCAUUCAACCGCGAUGCUCUAUAUGGGCACUCUUUUGGUGGCUUAUUCGUCCUCUACGCCCUUGUUGCGCGACCUGACUUGUUUGAUACAUUUCUCUGCGUUUCGCCAGCUCUGUCGUUCAACGAUGAUUACGUCUUCAAGCACGCCGAGUUCCUGGCACCCCUCAGAGGGACCGAACUGCAGACGUCAAAUGCUACGAAGCCGGCAUUCCAGAUCAGUUAUGGCGCGCUCGAGCAGGCUCCAACCAAGCGGAGGACCGAGACCGAAGAGGAGUUCGCGUUCCGGCAAAGCAUUCUCGUUCCCAUGCGCAUGACGAAUCUGUCACGAAACUUGUACAGCGAAGUCAAGGACAGUCCAAGGUUGAGGCAUGUUGAGCUCCAUGAGUAUCCCUUCAGUGAUCAUGCUGCCGUGGGUGCAGCUGCGCUUGUAGAUGGGCUCGACUAUUUCCUUGACUGGUGACAAGCCGGGAUUUCGAGUCUCUGAACAUGCAUACGACCAGAAGCGAAGAGACGGCAAUCUCAUGGGAAAUGACAGCCUGGAAAUGUCUUCUAGGUAGUCAUUGAAG
Messenger RNA from Parastagonospora nodorum SN15, 1030 nucleotides. RefSeq lists its product as hypothetical. The transcript is spliced from 2 exons. NCBI's taxonomy places the organism in Eukaryota, Fungi, Ascomycota, Dothideomycetes, Pleosporales, Phaeosphaeriaceae. The coding region runs from base 1 to 924 and encodes 307 amino acids. Gene Ontology annotation, molecular function: hydrolase activity, acting on ester bonds. The record is from RefSeq and is a predicted model, not a curated record.